ACGACGCCGCACACGCAGUCCCGCCCCUGCAGAGAUCGGCGCUGGGACGGAACCUGGGUUUCUCUCAAACCCGGAGUGGGAGGCCGCGGCUGGGUUCCCUUUGCUCCCCGCGCGUGUGCUUACCCGGGCCUGCGUCCGCCGCCGCUGCCCACAGCUCGCCGGUGAGGAGGCAGGGCGGCCGCGCCUUUCUUCCGCGGGCCCGCGUGGCUGCUGCCGCCCCUCCGAAUCCUCCGGGGCCGCAGAGGAGUUCGCUACGGAGGGAGGCGGGGGCCUUCGGGAGGAGGAGGCGGAGGAGGCGGAGGAGGAGGGAAGGAAGAUGGCGGCGGUGGAACUAGAGUGGAUCCCAGAGACUCUCUAUAACACCGCCAUCUCCGCUGUCGUGGACAACUACAUCCGUUCCCGGCGAGACAUCCGCUCCUUGCCCGAGAACAUCCAGUUCGACGUUUACUACAAGCUUUACCAACAGGGACGCUUAUGUCAGCUGGGCAGUGAAUUUUGUGAAUUGGAAGUUUUUGCAAAAGUAUUGAGAGCUUUGGAUAAAAGACAUUUGCUUCAUCAUUGUUUCCAGGCUUUGAUGGAUCAUGGUGUGAAAGUUGCUUCAGUCUUAGCCUACUCAUUCAGUAGACGGUGCUCUUAUAUAGCAGAGUCAGAUGCUGCAGUAAAGGAAAAAGCUAUUCAGGUUGGCUUUGUUUUAGGUGGCUUUCUUUCAGAUGCAGGCUGGUACAGUGAUGCUGAGAAAGUUUUCCUGUCCUGCCUUCAGUUAUGUACUCUACAUGAUGAGAUGCUUCAUUGGUUUCGUGCUGUAGAAUGUUGUGUGAGGUUGCUUCAUGUGCGAAAUGGAAACUGCAAAUAUCAUUUGGGUGAAGAAACAUUUAAAUUAGCUCAGACGUAUAUGGAUAAACUCUCAAAACAUGGCCAGCAAGCAAACAAAGCUGCACUCUAUGGGGAAUUGUGUGCACUCCUAUUUGCAAAAAGUCACUAUGAUGAGGCAUACAAAUGGUGCAUUGAGGCAAUGAAAGAAAUCACAGUGGGCUUACCAGUCAAAGUCGUGGUGGAUGUUUUAAGACAAGCUUCUAAGGCUUGUGUUGUAAAACGUGAAUUUAAGAAGGCAGAACAGUUAAUUAAACAUGCAGUGUAUUUGGCACGGGAUCAUUUUGGGUCCAAACACCCAAAAUAUUCUGAUACUCUGCUAGAUUAUGGGUUCUACCUACUCAAUGUAGAUAAUAUCUGUCAGUCGGUUGCAAUUUAUCAGGCAGCCCUUGACAUUCGGCAGUCAGUGUUCGGUGGCAAAAAUAUCCAUGUGGCAACAGCCCAUGAAGACUUGGCUUAUUCUUCUUACGUUCACCAGUAUAGCUCUGGGAAGUUUGACAAUGCAUUAUUUCAUGCAGAAAGAGCUAUUGGUAUCAUUACCCACAUCCUCCCUGAAGAUCAUCUUCUUUUGGCUUCUUCAAAGAGGGUGAAAGCACUUAUUUUAGAGGAGAUUGCAAUUGACUGUCAUAAUAAAGAAACUGAACAGAGGCUGCUUCAAGAAGCUCAUGAUUUGCACCUGUCUUCACUUCAACUAGCUAAAAAAGCUUUUGGGGAAUUUAAUGUACAGACUGCAAAACACUAUGGAAACCUUGGAAGACUUUAUCAGUCAAUGAGAAAGUUUAAGGAAGCUGAAGAAAUGCACAUCAAAGCAAUUCAGAUUAAAGAACAACUUCUUGGUCAAGAAGAUUAUGAAGUAGCCCUUUCAGUGGGACAUCUGGCUUCUUUAUAUAAUUAUGACAUGAAUCAGUUUGAAAAUGCCGAAAAACUUUAUUUGCGAUCUAUAGCAAUUGGGAAGAAACUUUUUGGUGAAGGCUAUAGUGGACUAGAAUAUGACUACCGAGGUCUCAUUAAACUUUACAACUCCAUUGGAAAUUACGAGAAAGUGUUUGAAUAUCACAAUGUUCUGUCUAACUGGAACCGGUUGCGAGAUCGGCAGUAUUCAGUGACCGAUGCUCUUGAAGAUGUCAGCACCAGCCCCCAGUCCACUGAAGAAGUGGUACAGUCCUUCCUGAUUUCUCAGAAUGUUGAAGGACCGAGCUACUGAGGGAGGACCUCAGUUAACUAAUUUACCUUUUCCCAGAUUCCAGGGAAUUCAUACUGUGAAAUCAAAACCAUGUUGUUUUUUGGGGCUGGAAUUUGCAUUGAAACACUGGUCCAGUCCAUUGACCCUAUUUGGGUGAUCCCUAUCUUGCAGAGUCUCUGUAGGAAUAAGCAUAUAUUCAGUUAUAUUUAGCAUGUACCGCAUGUAUAAGUAGUCUGGCCCAUACUUUCAACCUAGUAGAACAAUAAGAAAUGUUUUGUUUUUUCUUUUUAAAAAAUAACUAAUUUUGCAGAAAGUCUGAAAGGAAAAAAAACCCUAAAUAAAACUAUUUAAGAGUUUAAAAGAGUUGCAUUCUUAUUAUGUAAGGAUGAUUUUAACAACUUUUUAACAUAUAAUUCUUCCUUGUGGAGGUAUUCAAUACUGUACUGUAAAGAAAUUUUAAUGGGGAAAAUCUUUAUAUGCAGUAUAGAAAAGUUAACUCAAAUACCAAUAGAAGAGGGACAUUCUGGCUUAGGUUUGGCUGCCUUACCCAGAGAAGUGGAUAUAAGCCCCCCAGAGCGCUAUUACAAGGGAAGGACUGUCAGAUUCAUCUGAAUUGGACCAGUGUUGAUCUGUAAGUAGUAGAAAAGCUGAUAGACCAGCAGUUGCCAUUUUAACUCUUUGGCUAACUCUCUGGUUGUGUUUUGUUUUUGUUUUUGUUUUUUGUUUUUGGUACAACAGUGCAAGAUGCUCAGAUAGUGUUUGCUAGCAGGACCAGGAAGAUCUAAAAGGACCAGUCUAAUGUAGAAAGGGGUUGUUUGGACCAGAGGCUUUAGGUUAUUAUUUUAGCCCCUGCAUAUACUUUUAUCAGUAAAAUGAUUGCAUUUAGAUGUAUAAUGAAAAGUGGUAAUGCAAAAUUUAUAUUCAUUUAAUAGACACCAAACUAGAGAAAGUUUGCAAUUUUAGUGGCAUAGCUUUAGUAAAGGUACACAGAUGGCAGUGUCAUAAGCAAGUCUACAAAUACUGCCACAUCCAUCCCCCUCAUUUUAAAUAUUACCCUAGUAAUGCAAUUUGCAACUAUUUUGGUUAAGAGUCAUGAAAUAACUCACAUAUUGUUUGUGGGGAUUAAUGUAAAAAUGAAUGCCCAAAAUAAGCAAGUCUUCUUAGAAAUUCUUCAUUUUUAUGAUAAAAACUAGUACAGCUAGGUAAUGUUUAUUUGAAAUUCAAGAGUCAAAUGCAAAGAUCCCCUAAUGAUAUAUCUAUUUCAUAAAUCUCUUUAUUGGGUUUUGGUUUGUUUUUUUUUAAGCCAGUCAGUUUAUUUAAUGUUGAGGUAUUAAUUCAAAUUUGAGAAGUUGUGACAUGUAGCAGUCCAAGAAACAAAAAAGGUCUUUUGCUGUUACCUCAGUUCUUAUUAUAGUGGCCUAGUUGGUGCCUCUAUAGUUAAGAAUCAAGGUUUUCCCCCCUAUUUUCAGGGGUUCAUGACUCACCUGUUAGAGCUAUUGCUCCUGGCUAAUGCUUGGAGUAGUCUAUGGGUGUGAAUGGAUGUUUGUUGAAUUUUGGUUUUCUUUUAACAUGCAUGUUAGGGUCAGAGGGUGAAAAAGUCUAAACUGAACACCACAUUGAAUGCAGAAAAAGUAAUUGGAAAUUUCAGACAAACUUGAUUUUCAACACUUUUUUGAACUUCCCAAAUAUAACCUUGUCUAAAGCUUAUUUGCUGUCUUGUUAGUUGAGUCAGUAUUUUUAAGUCCCCAAUGUGGGAUUGACUGGGGUAUGUACCUAAAGAGAUGAAGCAAGCCCAAAGCCUAAGAUUAUAACCAUGCGAUUUCAAAACCUGAAUUUAUUCCUCAAACAGAAUUACUUUCUUUUUAAUUUAGCAGAAAAUACAUUGGCAUACAUGCACCUCUCCCUACCAGUUAACUGCAGUCUAAUGCCAAGGGGCACCUCUUUAUUAAAUUACCAAAUAGUCUGUGUGACCAAGGACUAAUAUUUUUUAAGUUACGCAGCUCUAUCCUUAUGGGUCUAUAUACUUAAUACCUCCAAAGAUGUUUUCAGGAUAGGCUUUUGUGUACUUUUGUUGGUCAUUUAGAGUCCUGUGGUAUGUUUGUGGAAUAGGAAUGUCAUGGUAAAUUGUUUUUCAAUAAAUAUUUUGAAACAUGUUUGUUUCCAUAUGAAGUUUUUUUUUAACCUAUAUUUUUUGGUUUUGUGCACAUAUAUAGCAUUUCUAGGAUAAAAAUCAAGCAAAUGACUUAAGGCCUAAUCCUCUCUAUUCAGUUUGAACUGAACAUAGCUCUUACUAAGUGAUAAAGUAACAUGGUAUUUAGAAGCCUAGGAUUACAGGGUGAUAAUGUUAAGUGGCAGCCAGUUUUUCUAAAAAAAAAAAUCACUAUUGAUAGUCUCCCCUUAUUGCUAUUGCUUUAAGGUAGUAUUCUGUAAAUCCAUAUACUUUAAUUUAAUGCAAAUGCUCUAGGUUGAGAAAAGAGAUUGCCAGUUUCUGUUAGUGAUGUAACUUAAUAUGCUAUUAUUUGUGGUUCUAAUGAAGAAUAAUACCUUAAUAAUUUUAAGUGUGGAAGAUUUGUCCUUUUCAUAGAGAUGUUUAAAAUACAUUAGAGAGGUGAAUGUCACCAUGAUUUAUGGUGUGUGUUUUUUUUUUAAUCUUGAAGAAUAAAAUUUACCUCACAACAAAUAACCAGUAGCUUGCACAAACUUUUCACAUGUGGUGGAGUUGUGUGUAGGAAGCCUAGACUAACUUAAAGAUUUUUCUCACAGUGCAGCAAAAUAGUGUUAAAUAAAGGGGCCUUUGGUCACACAUCCUUCCCUGACUUUGGUUUCUUCUCUUACCCAGUCUUUUUCCUAAAGUUUGGUGCUACUCAAGUUGGGUGCAGCAGGGAGCUCUGUGACACUCACGUGCCACACAGGUGGUCAGUCACUCCUGCAUUCAUUUUAAUAGAGCCAACUGGGUUUUUUAAACUAAUUUUUAUGGGUCCCCAAAUGACUUUGCCCAUGCAUUGUGACCCUUAUUAGCAUCAAAGGUUUUGUCUCUGCUUGGUAAAAAUUAACUCACUGUUGCUUUAUAGUAAUCCCUGUGCAAUUAUGCUUUCUUUCAUUUUUGAAAAUAAAAGAUUUGACAAAGACCUUCGUUCCUAGCCUGUUUUGAGAACAGUUCAUAAUAUUGUGAAAAGUAAGUACAGAGGUUGCAAUCUUAAAAAUAAUGAGAGUGCCACUUGACUGCUCUUUAUAGUGCAAACAAUGCUGAACAGUAAACACAUGCCUAAAAUGUGAUUUACUUAGUCCAUAUUUUACAAAUUGAAAGAGAUUUGCUAAGUAGCAGGUAUUGUUAACCACCACUCGGUUUCAUUUUUUCCCCAGAAUUUGUAACCUUGCUGCUUCCAACAUGUUUUUUUUCUGGGUGGCAAAGUUACUACUGGUAAAAUGAAUAUUUAUAAGUACAGACAUUUUUAAGAGUUUUAUUCUUGCUUUAAAAUAUAUAUAUAUAUUUCACCUCUUGGCUUUUUGGAGGACUUCUGUUCUUGCUAGGAUAUUCUUUCUUUUUCUUUUCCUUAAAUCUGACAUUUGGAUUAACCUCCAGCUUGUACACUAAUAGUUGUAUUGUCCAUAAAUCUCAGGAAUGUUUUAGGCAUAAAACUGGUUUUACCCUGUUGGUGAUCUGAAGGAGUGUGCUUUAGGAUUUAUGAAAUAAUACUAUUCUUUCAUCGCAAUUCUAGGUAUCUAUAGCAUGAGUGGCCUUAGUGAGUUUGUUGAAGUGCACAUUUUUUUCAAAAGUAAAAUUUAAGAUUAAAAAUAUACGCUAUAUAUAGAUAUCUAGAAAACUCAGUUUGUGGUACACAAGUGUUGGAUCACUAAAUAACUGUUGCAGGUACCAUGUGUGUAACAUUACUCAUUUAUGGAAAGAUAUGUUGUCAUGGUAACUAAAACUUUUCAGUUUAAUUUUACUUUUAUGAUGUGAACGAAUGCUACAUUUUAUUAAAUAUUACCAGGUCAGUACUAUUUUUGUACUUUAUUAAGCAACAGGGGAUUUUAGUUUAAUAGACUCAAAAUAAAAAGCUCUUAAUAAAACAAAGCAAACAGUUCUUUACAUGAAAAUCCCCACUAAUAGUGCCACAGUAAUUUAUAUAGCUAUAAUCUAAGGUCACUGAUAGAUUUUUUUAAGACAGUUCUUGAUUGUGUCAGAAUGACCUUUCGUAUCAUUCAUAUCACAAACUUGUAGUGCCCACCAUUAUUUGUAACCAUUAAAUCAUACUAAGUAUGUUUGUAACCAGCAUUGUGAUAUAUUCUGUACUUGUAUUGCUAAAAAUGAGUCAUUGACCUAAUAAAUACAGUGUUCCUGCA
Molecule: messenger RNA, 6397 nt
Organism: Manis pentadactyla (Chinese pangolin)
Lineage: Eukaryota; Metazoa; Chordata; Mammalia; Pholidota; Manidae
Gene: APPBP2
Product: amyloid beta precursor protein binding protein 2
Exons: 13
Coding region: 317-2074 (585 amino acids)
Biological process (GO): intracellular protein transport
Molecular function (GO): protein binding
Source: RefSeq, a predicted model, not a curated record